Molecule: messenger RNA, 1160 nt
Organism: Owenia fusiformis
Lineage: Eukaryota; Metazoa; Annelida; Polychaeta; Sabellida; Oweniidae
Source: the annotation of a GenBank genome assembly
CAACGCUGAGGACAUACAAACAUUUUUUUAAUUAAAAGUAGCCGAUUGAUAAGUGGAGAAAAUCAAAUCGUUUCGUGUUGGAUCGAAAAAAUGGAAUCCAAGAUUAUGUUUGUCGGGAUAUUUUUAUAUUUAGCGACAUUUUGCAUAUUAUCUACAAAACAAGACUUGACGUUGAACACGUAUGACAGAACAUAUGCCUUUGGGGCGGGUCUUCGUGGGGAGCUCACCACUUUGACAGACUGUAUAAACUUCUGCAAGAAUUCACAGCUCUGUUAUGGGGCAGAUUGGAACAGAGACUACAACGAGUGUUGGAUACACGAACGGCCAAUUAAUCCAAACGAUAUUGUUGAAGGCCUUGAUGCAUGCUGCACACAGUUCAGGAAAACAUGCAACACGUGUCCAACAACUGGCGAGACAUUGGUAAACCAUCGUAUAAUCGGUGGGACGAGCCAGGGUACCGGGACGGCUGCACAAUGUGCGGCAGUGUGUGACGCUGACCCUGCUUGUGUUGCUUCAACUCUCAGUGACACUGGCGAAUGUUUCACGCAUACUGGACCAUUAGAUUUCACUACUUACCCAUACGAUGACUCGGGCGAUGCAGUAGGAUAUACGACAUACAGGAAGUUAACAUGCGAUGAUGGUCUCCCCACUGAGACCGUUGCCUCCUGUCCUGAUGGGUGGCUCGAGGAGACAGUGGGGACUACAAGCAGAUGCCUCAAGGCAUUCAGGUACCCGAUCAAUGCCAACGCUUAUUACAAGAGACGUGAAGAGGCCGCUUGGUUCUGCUUGGAUAGUGACCCUGCGAGAGGUGGGGGACCCCUUGGAAGAUUAGCAAACAUUAUGAAUCUUGCAAUUGAUGGGUUGUUCUUUGUACAAUCUAUGCAGGCGAAUGGUAUGGACCCUACACUAGACAGGUUAUGGCUUGGACCAACUGACGAAUUAACAGAUGGUGAGUGGUGUGGCACAGAUGGACUGGAUGCUUCUGCUAAUCUACCAGCUAAUACAGGGACUGCAAAUUCUCCUGAUUAUAGCAUCUUGGCACCUGUUCUCUCAGUAGAGGUCUCUGGCAAUGUUAAUGGUGAUCCGUCACUUGUAGGGUACAUUUGUGAACUACCAUUGGCAUAAAUAACUGUAUGGUACAAUGUGAACUACCAUUGGCA